GCCUCGCAGAGUUGGGAGACGGCAGGCGGGGGGUGUGUGUGUGUGUGGAAAAAUAAAAGGGAAAAGUCCGGGCAUCAUGUAGACCAGCGCCCCCCGCUCAGGAGCCGCGGCCACCCGGGGGACCUCCCAGCCUGCGGCCAUGAACGCGAACGGCGAGAGCGACAGCUUCCCCGGCUCGGUGCAAAUUCCGGGUGGUGCGACAGUGCUGGUGGAGCUGACUCCCGACAUCCACAUCUGCGGGAUCUGCAAGCAUCAGUUCAACAACCUGGAUGCCUUUGUAGCUCACAAGCAGAGCGGCUGCCAGCUGACCAGCACGGCUGGGGCCACCCCCAGCACGGUCCAGUUUGUGUCAGAGGAAACGGUGCCUUCUGCGCAGGCUCAGACGACCACCAGGACCAUCACUUCAGAGACCCAGACCAUCACAGUUUCAGCUCCAGAGUUUGUGUUUGAACAUGGCUAUCAAACCUAUCUUCCUGCGGAAAGUAAUGAAAACCAGACGGCCACUGUCAUCUCUCUCCCUACCAAGACACGCACCAAAAAGCCAGCAGCCGUAACUGCUCAGCGGAGGCUCAGCUGUUGCUAUCCAGGUUGCCAAUUCAAGACUGCCUACGGCAUGAAGGACAUGGAGCGGCACCUGAAAAUCCACACAGGAGACAAACCCCACAAGUGUGAAGUGUGUGGCAAGUGCUUUAGCCGGAAGGACAAGCUGAAGACCCACAUGCGGUGCCACACGGGCGUGAAGCCCUACAAGUGCAAGACGUGCGACUACGCGGCGGCCGACAGCAGCAGCCUCAACAAGCACCUGCGCAUACAUUCCGACGAGCGCCCCUUCAAGUGCCAGCUCUGCCCCUACGCCAGCCGCAACUCCAGCCAGCUCACUGUGCACCUGCGAUCGCACACCGGGGACGCCCCCUUCCAGUGCUGGCUCUGUAGCUCCAAGUUCAAAAUCAGCUCGGACUUGAAGCGGCACAUGCGGGUGCACUCGGGGGAGAAGCCCUUCAAGUGCGAGUUCUGCGACGUGCGCUGCACCAUGAAGGGGAACCUCAAGUCGCAUGUGCGCAUCAAGCACAGUGGGAACAACUUCAAAUGUCCGCACUGCGACUUCGUGGGUGACAGCAAGGCCACCCUCCGCAAGCACAGCCGCCUGCACCAGGCCGAGCACCCCGAGAAGUGCAGCCAGUGCAGCUACGCCUGCUCCAGCAAGGCGGCCCUGCGCGUGCACGAGCGCAUCCACUGCGCCGAGCGCCCCUUCAAGUGCAGCUACUGCAGCUUCGACACCAAGCAGCCCAGCAACCUCAGCAAGCACGUGAAGAAGUUCCAUGCAGACAAGGCCGAGGCCUCAGACAGGAAGGACGUGGGCAGGCAGGGAGGCCGCCAGCUGGCCAAGCUGGACGCCAAGAAGACGUUCCACUGUGACUUGUGCGACGCCUCCUUCAUGCGCGAGGACUCCCUCCGCAGCCACAAGCGGCAGCACAGUGAGUACCAGGAGAGCAAGAAUUCCAACCUGACAGUCCUGCAGUUUCAGAUUACCCCGGGCAAGCCGCCCGCCGCGCCCCUCACCGUGGGCCAGCUGCAGGUGCCGCUGCAGCCCAGCCAGGUGCCCCAGUUCGGAGAGGGCCAAGUCAAGAUCAUCGUGGGCCAGGUGCCCCAGGCCAACAGCAUCGUCCAGGCCACUGAAACCGCCACUGCCACCGCCGUCAGUAUCGUGCCGCCAGCCCUGGUGGCACAGAGCCCGGAUGAGCUAUCGGGCAGUGGGCAGCGGCUGCAGAUCCUGCGCCAGGUCAACCUGAUCGCCCCGGGUCAGGCCACGGGCUGCGCGUCCGAGGCGGGUGCCCUGGCGCAGCCCACGGUCCUGUUGGCUGCACAUGACCACACGCUCAUCCCUGCGGCGCCGGCCGGGCCCGCGGAAGGCGCUGGCGGCCAGACCUUCAUCGCCAGCUCGGGUAUUACCUGCACUGACUUCGAAGGCCUCAACGCCCUCAUCCAGGAGGGUGCAACCGAAGUGACCGUGGUGAGCGACGGAGACCAGAACUUGGCGGUAGCAUCUACAGCCCCGCCCAUGUUCUCCUCCUCUUCUUCCUCUUCCUCCUCCUCUUCCUCAGCCUCCUCUUCCUCGCAGCAGGAGCUGCCCAAGCCAGCUUUCUCUAUCCUCCCAGAAGCGGCUCACACAGCUGCGCUCUGCCCGGCUGAUUCCAUCCCAGACUAGGAUGCGAGGACGCCCGGGAGGUGGGUGGGCAUACCUAGAGGGAAUCCCCGUGGGCUCCCAUCCCCAACGAAGGCUGUGAAUAAAUUGUGGGGGGGUUUUAUAUUUGAUUAUUAUGAUUUCCUGACAGUUGUGGCCUGGAGACCUUGCAGUUCUCUGGAGUGGUGUUCCCGGUGAUGGUGGCUGGCGGUCUUGCAUAGUGGCCAAAGUGAUGGGCCCCCGAGCAGGGGCCAGGGUUGAGGGUAUCCCCUGGGGUUUCCAGCUCUGUUGCAGGUUGGGGUGGGAAGUGGCGCCCAUACCCCCUUCUGAAUCCAUGCUGCUGAACAUGUACAUGGAAGGUACAUAUGAUAAGGGGUGUGACUGCCCACUUAUGCCAUAGCAUUUCUUCAGUUUCACCUUUAAUUUAAACGAAGUGCCCAAAUCCGCUAGUAGGGUGUCUGGGUGUCGCUGAAGAGCUGUGUGGCUCUCCAUGUGGAGAUCUGCGUCCCUGGGCCUGGGUUAGGUUCCCUCCUAACUUGCUGCAUGAUGAGAUGGUUGAGGGGCGGUGGACGUGGCUGUAGAGUUGAGUGUGCCGUCGCCUCCUUCACGGUUCAAUCUGUGGAUUGCUGAAGCCAUAUGACUUGUGCACUGAGACUUCCGGAAAGGGUCCAACUGU
This is a messenger RNA of Ochotona curzoniae (black-lipped pika), 2858 nucleotides long. RefSeq names its product ZFP64 zinc finger protein (gene ZFP64). Gene Ontology annotation, biological process: regulation of gene expression. Gene Ontology annotation, cellular component: nucleus. The transcript has 6 exons. NCBI's taxonomy places the organism in Eukaryota, Metazoa, Chordata, Mammalia, Lagomorpha, Ochotonidae. The record is from RefSeq and is a predicted model, not a curated record. Bases 140 to 2206 code for a protein of 688 amino acids.